Molecule: messenger RNA, 1628 nt
Organism: Punica granatum (pomegranate)
Lineage: Eukaryota; Viridiplantae; Streptophyta; Magnoliopsida; Myrtales; Lythraceae
Source: RefSeq, a predicted model, not a curated record
UUCAGUGCCAAAGAGCCGCAACUCACAGUGACCGAGUUCCAUCUCUCCCGCUCCCUCUCUCUCUCUCUCUUCUGACUUUCUCUCUCUACGGCGGAGAAAUGGCGAUCGAGAGGCGAAAAGCACCGAAUCUGCUGCUCUGUCUCGCUCUCUCGUCUCUGGUUGUGAUUGCCUCGGCCGGAGUCUUCUUCGAGGAGCGCUUCGAAGAUGGCUGGGAGAAGCGAUGGGUUAUAUCAGAUUGGAAGAGAGAUGAAAACAUGGCUGGAGAGUGGAACUAUACAUCUGGUAAAUGGAAUGGAGACCCUAAUGACAAAGGUAUCCAAACAAGUGAAGACUACAGGUUCUAUGCUAUAUCUGCUGAGUAUCCUGAAUUCAGCAACAAAGACAAGACACUAGUCUUCCAAUUCUCUGUUAAGCAUGAGCAACAGCUUGAUUGUGGUGGUGGCUACAUGAAGCUUCUUAGCAGAGAAGUUGAUCAAAAGAAAUUUGGUGGUGAUACUCCUUACAGUAUCAUGUUCGGACCUGAUAUCUGUGGCCACAGCACCAAGAAAGUCCAUGCCAUUCUGAAUUAUAAAGAGACUAACCACUUGAUCAAGAAAGAAGUGCCAUGCGAGACUGAUCAGCUCAGUCAUGUUUAUACCUUUGUCCUUCGCCCAGAUGCUACCUACACUAUCCUGAUUGACAAUGUCGAGAAACAAUCUGGUAGCUUGUACUCUGACUGGGAUCUUCUUCCACCGAAGCAGAUUAAGGAUCCUGAGGCCAAGAAACCUGAGGACUGGGAUGACAAGGAGUAUAUUGAUGACCCGGAAGACCAGAAGCCAGAGGGAUACGAUGAAAUCCCAGAAGAGAUCCCGGAUCCUGAUGCCAAGAAGCCUGAAGACUGGGAUGAUGAGGAGGAUGGGGAGUGGACAGCCCCUACCAUUCCCAACCCUGAGUACAAAGGUCCAUGGAAGCCAAAGAAAAUUAAGAACCCCAACUACAAGGGGAAGUGGAAGGCACCAAUGAUUGACAACCCAGAGUACAAGGAUGACCCUGAACUGUAUGUCUACCCCAACUUGAAGUAUGUCGGAAUUGAACUGUGGCAGGUGAAAUCUGGAACCAUGUUCGACAAUGUCUUGAUUUGCGAUGAUGUUGAGUAUGCGAAGAAGUUUGCUGAGGAAACAUGGGGCAAGAACAAGGACGCUGAGAAGGCAGCUUUUGAUGAGGCAGAGAAGAAGAAAGAGGAGGAGGAAGCCAAGGAAGACCCAAUUGAUUCUGAUAUUGAGGAUGAAGAUGACGACGCUGAGGCUGACGACGCUGGAGAUGAUUCUGAUGCUGAAACAAAAACUGCUGACGCCAAGGAGGAGGAUGAUGUUAAGGACGAGCUAUAGUCCAGGACUCGAGAGCAAUAUGCUGACCCAUCUCUAAGCUUGACGUCUCCGAGAUUUUUCGUGUUUCCUCCGAAUAUUAUUGAGUUGUAAUGAACUGUUUUAUUAGGAUAAGAAAAGCUGUAGGAGUAGUGGGCAUUCUGAAGUGGUGAGUGGUGACCUAUUGAGUUCUUGCGUCGUUCACUGCUUUUAAGCCACUUUCAGAAGAAUCAAGAGAACAUGGUCUUGUUAUAAACAUCAGUUCGAGGAAGCAGUUCUUGGCAA